CUUCACAAACUUCUACAACUUCGCAGAGUUUUGUCCACUUUGGUUUUUAUUCGAUAAGGAGGCUUGAACUUAUAUCAAGAACAUGCUAAACACGUGAAUAAACGUUAUUGUUAUUGAUUCACCAUACUUGGGUCAUUCGCUGUCUUUAACGACAUUUUUUAUAUAGUUAUGAUAUGAUGUUGUCUACUUGUGUUCAAUGUUCAUGCGUUCCCUCCCCUUCUUUUUCUCAUUUUAUUAUUUUUUUCCCUAGAAAAAAAAACUGCCUUGUGAAUGGGAAAGGAUUCUAAUGCAACACCGGCGUAUUCUCUAUAAGCUUUUUUAGUGUCCAAACGCGUUUUUCUUUAAAUUUGAUACCUCAAAUGACCAUGAGUCCCUGAAGAGCGCAAGGAGUCAAAGAAAUGCUUUCCUCUACCUUUAGAUAUUGAUUGUAUUGUUUGCCAAAAGCAGAGUCUGGAUUGGCAUCCACAUACACCUAAUAGUUUACGUUUCUUUUACGAAAUUAUUCACUGUGCAAGUGUGAAACUAAACUGCCUCCAAGAUUGGCUUUCUGAAUAGUGGUGGCCAAAGGGCCGUUUCACAAUAAAUUAUUUCAUAGUCUAGAACACCACGUGUUUAUGUUCUCAAUCAAUUUUCAAAUGACACAUUGUCCAUAUUUUUUCAAUUUACACCAAUUUUCACUUUACAUAUAAUUAAGAUUUUUAAUUUACCGGACAAGAUUUAUAAAACUCAUUCAAGUAGGACCAUGGUGAACCAGAAGUGGUUAACACAAUUGAUUCGACACUCAAGUAAGUCUCUCAACUAAAGUAUGAGGUUAGAUCCCUAAUUUGGAUAGAGUUGCGACCACAUACCUGGUUGCACCAAAAGGUGGAACCAUGGUGGUUCUAACAAUGUAAUAAUUUUUCUACUUCACUUCGUUUGGAACUUCAAGGAAGGAACACAAGAAAGUUGUGAGCCGACUUAGGUUCCUGCCUUUUCACACAACUUAAAAUGUGUUCCUAUCUUCAAGUGGCUUUUCCUCUUAAGGAAUAUAAAACUUUUGGCAUCUCAUAAUUCAUUGGGAUUGGACGGAAAGGAAUUGCUUAACUAAUGUUGUUUCCAACAUUAAGCAUCAGCUUGGUCAAAUAUAUUAAGUGCACUAUUGAUUUUGGUACAAUGUUCUUCCAAAGUAAACGAUAUAAUCAUAAGCAACGUAGCCUACAUGGUCUAAACACUCCUUUUCUGCAGAUCCUAGUUGAGAAGCCCAACUAUCAUCAGUACCAGAGAAAUUGAUUCAUAUCCAAUCAUAUCAAAAUGGAGAAAACAAUCCAUCUUGUAUAUUUCAAAUGCCUUGUUUUCCUUCUCAUGAAGCAAGUAAUAGUGAUGGCAGAACCUAGAGCCAGGACUGUCAAUAUAACAUGUAACAAUAAGCUAGAGCACAACACCACCAUCUUUGUUCCAAAUUUUGUUGCAACCAUGGAGAAGAUCAGUGAACAGAUGCGCAAUACCGGUUAUGGAACAGCAGUUGUAGGUACAGGAGGACCUGACACCAACUACGGGUUGGCUCAGUGCUAUGGUGAUCUCUCAUUACUUGACUGUGUUUUAUGUUAUGCCGAGGCACGCACGGUUCUUCCCCAAUGCUUCCCUUACAAUGGCGGUCGCAUAUACCUUGAUGGUUGCUUCAUGAGGGCCGAAAACUAUAGCUUCUAUGAUGAGUACAUAGGGCCAGGAGACAAGGCUGUUUGUGGAAACACGACAAGGAAGAGCACAAGUUUUCAAGCAGCAGCAAAGAAGGCUGUUUUGAGCGCUGUUCAAGCUGCAGCAAACAAUAAAGGGUAUGCUAGGAAGGAGGUUUUUGUGGCAGGAACAACAAAUGAUGCAGCUUAUGUUCUGGCUAAUUGUUGGAGGAGCUUGGACACAAGGUCUUGUAGAGCUUGUCUUGAGAAUGCAUCUUCUUCGAUAUUGGGGUGCUUGCCCUGGUCAGAAGGGAGAGCAUUGAACACUGGAUGCUUCAUGAGGUACUCAGACACAGAUUUUCUUAACAAGGAACAGGAAAAUGGAAGUUCAGGAGGUAAUGUACUGGUGAUAGUGGUUGCAGUAGUCAGUUCAGUGAUUGUUUUGGUGGUUGGAAUAGCUAUUGUGGUUUAUAUCCGCAAACACAGAUAUAUUCAAAUGAAACGAAGAGGUUCAAAUGAUGCAGAAAAGUUAGCCAAGAGCCUUCACCACAAUAGCUUGAACUUCAAGUAUUCUACACUGGAGAAGGCUACUAAUUCCUUUGAUGAAGCUAAUAAGCUUGGACAAGGAGGAUUUGGAACCGUUUAUAAAGGAGUUCUGGCUGAUGGAAGAGAGAUUGCUAUUAAGAGAUUAUAUUUCAACAACCGACAUAGAGCAGCAGAUUUCUUCAACGAAGUCAACAUAAUUAGCAGUGUGGAACACAAAAAUCUAGUCAGACUCUUAGGAUGCAGUUGUUCAGGACCUGAAAGCCUUCUUAUAUAUGAAUAUCUACCUAACAGAAGUCUAGAUCGCUUCAUAUUUGAUAAAAACAAGGGUAGAGAACUAAACUGGGACAAGAGAUAUGACAUUAUCAUCGGAACAGCUGAAGGAUUGGUUUACCUGCAUGAAAACUCCAACAUUAGGAUAAUCCACAGAGAUAUAAAAGCCAGCAACAUCUUAUUGGAUGCAAAGCUUCGUGCUAAAAUUGCUGAUUUUGGUUUGGCCAGGUCCUUUCAAGAAGAUAAGAGCCACAUUAGUACAGCUAUCGCUGGAACUUUGGGUUAUAUGGCUCCAGAGUACCUAGCACACGGUCAGUUAACAGAAAAAGCUGACGUAUAUAGUUUUGGAGUGUUACUGCUAGAAAUAAUUACUGGAAGACUGAACAAUAGAAGCAAAGCAUCAGAAUAUUCGGACAGUCUAGUUACAAUGACAUGGAAGCAUUUUCAGUCAGGGACUGCGGAACAAUUAAUCGAUCCAUGUCUAGUGGUGAAUGACAACCAUAGAAGCAAUGUUAAGAAUGAGAUUUUGAGAGUGUUGCACAUAGGACUUCUAUGCACCCAAGAAAUCCCUUCCUUAAGACCAUCUAUGUCAAAGGCACUAAAGAUGCUAACAAAGAAGGAGGAGCACUUGGAUUUGGAAGCUCCUUCCAAUCCACCCUUCAUAGAUGAAAGUACCAUGGAACUCCAUGACCAAAAUGAUGACCCAUUUUACCCUCUCAAUGCAGAAGAUUCAUUGGCUACUAUGUCUCAUAGCUCAUUUUAUGCCAGGUAACCAAGAGAAUACAGAGAAAAACACACACUAUAGACUAGGGCUACAAACUGGUUUCACUUGUGCACGUCAAAUAACUUGGCCAGGCUUAUGCUUAUGCCAUGGAGGUCACUACCAGUGUAUUUGAAAUUUUGGAUAAUUAUCAUUUUAACUUCAUGCCUACACACAAGGACAGCAGUUAAGCCAGAUUUCCCAUAAGGAUAAUGGGAAGCAAAUGGUGCAUAAAUUACAUCUCCGGAUAUGAUUUGUCACUGAAGAAAAAUUGAAUGUAUUACUAGUUUACUGUAACAAGCUACUAUUUAUCUGUGCUUUGAUCUGUAAAACAUGUUUUAAUAGUAAUGUGGUCAAGGUCAGAUUUUUGUAUGUAUAAAAAAAUAUCUAUUGCAAGAGACGAAUCCCUUAAUUGAA
This is a messenger RNA of Glycine soja, 3645 nucleotides long. RefSeq names its product cysteine-rich receptor-like protein kinase 2. The transcript has 7 exons. Lineage: Eukaryota; Viridiplantae; Streptophyta; Magnoliopsida; Fabales; Fabaceae. Gene Ontology annotation, biological process: protein phosphorylation. The record is from RefSeq and is a predicted model, not a curated record. Gene Ontology annotation, molecular function: protein kinase activity; ATP binding. Bases 1291 to 3240 code for a protein of 649 amino acids.